UGAAUAUAACUAUGCAAAUAAGAGGAUUUUUUUUUUAACUAGCGGUGUAUGUAAUUUAUCCUAAAUUGUAUUAUUGCAAUAUAAAUUCUUUAAUCUUUAAUCCUUCAAGGAAUCUCAAAGUAUAUAUAGAUCAUAAUAUUAUUUUUAUGAAUAAUAAAGCACAAAAUUAAUUACAUGUUUUAUUUCUGAAUAACAGUUGUUGCAAUUUGGUACGCAAUACUUGGAUCUGUCCACAUCUGAACUACAACAGCCAAGACCGUGUUUGGCCUGACUUUUCUCAAAUUCAUUCCACAAUUCCUCUUCCAAAAAUCACACACACACACACACACACACACACACAGUUACUGGAAUUCUUCGAAAUCCCUGAUUUCUCCAUCAAUGGGGGAUCUAUUUUUCAACACACAUCUCACCAUUUGCAGCAGUUUCUCUUAAGCUCACCUCUUUUACUCGUUUCAUCUUCUUAUUGUUCGAUUUAACCAAAAUAAAAAUAAAAAAUUAAAUUAAAUCUUUUUUCCAUCUGAUCUGCAUUCGAUUCCGCAGCAUUAUUGGGAACAUAUAACCACACACAUAUAUAUACCUUACGUAUGUCGAUUUCUUACAGAAAAGCCAGAAUAAAAACCGCACCUUUUCCCCGUCGUUUAUUGUCAUUUGCUGCCACAGGAAUUAUCCUGUUAGUAGUGUUAAUGCUGACAAAGGAAAAACUCCGAAUAAUGCAAAUCAACUACUCGUUAGAUUUCAAGAAUCUGAAGCUCCCCCCACAGAACAAGCUCUCAAUCUUCUUACAAAACCGCAAUCUGAUGAAACCGAUGAACUCAGAUUUAUACCCAAACCUAGCAGACAAUCACAUAAUCAUCGUGUUAUACGUUCACAACCGCCCCCAAUAUCUCCAAAUUGCCAUCGACAGCCUCUCCAAAGUUUCCGGAAUCGAAGAAACUCUGCUGAUAAUCAGCCACGACGGUUAUUUCAAAGAGAUGAACAAGAUUAUAGAGAGCAUUAAAUUCUGCCAAGUGAAGCAAAUAUUCGCCCCGUUUUCCCCUCACAUUUACCCCACCCGAUUCCCCGGUUCUUCGAAGUUCGACUGCAAGAGUAAAGAAGAUCCCUCCAAAAUGACAUGCAGAGGGAAUCCGGAUCAGUACGGAAGCUUCCGAUCGCCAAAGAUCGUGUCUUUAAAGCACCAUUGGUGGUGGAUGAUGAAUACUGUGUGGGAUGGAUUAAAAGAGACGAGCGAUAAUAACUACUCUCGCAACAUUUUAUUCAUAGAAGAGGACCAUUUUAUCUACCCGAACGCCUAUCGAAAUCUCCAUCUACUUAUAGAAUUGAAGAACGAAAAAUGCCCGCAUUGCUAUGCGGUGAACUUAGCACCGGCUAACGUUUUAUCAAGGGGAGAAGAAUGGGAUUCUUUAAUAGCGGAGAAAAUCGGGAAUAUAGGGUACUCGUUUAAUCGCACAGUGUGGAGAAAGAUACAUAAGAAGGCAAGGGAGUUUUGUUUGUUCGAUGAGUACAAUUGGGAUAUUACAAUGUGGGCGGCGGUCUAUCCUUCGUUCGGUGGGCCUGUCUACACUCUACGGGGCCCCCGCACAAGCGCGGUUCACUUUGGGGAAUGCGGUCUGCACCAGGGGCAAGGUGGUAAAACUGCGUGCGUGUAUAACGGGGGUUUGGAUUUCGAGGUGAAGGAGAUUGAUAGGGUUGCUAAUAUUGACUCGGAGUGGGGAGUUUUCGUAAGAGAGCAGGGCAAAGAUGAAGGUUAUAAAAAUGGGUUUAAGGGGUGGGGUGGGUGGGGGGAUGUUAGAGACAGACAACUAUGUCUCGAUUUUUCGAAAAUGUAUCGGAAUUAAGGUAAAGUUUUUGUUAGAGAUUAAGUAGUUGGGAUCAUUCAAGAAUCACUUACCAGGAUGUUUUGUUGAGUUUACUUUGAACUUGUACUCAAGUUUUUGGGAAGUGAUUUCUUUACUUUGUUGAAGCUUUUAAUAUGUUCUCACACCAUCAACAAAUUUCCAGUACACACACACACACACACACACACACACACACACACACACACACACACACACA
Erythranthe guttata (spotted monkey flower) is the source of this 2052-nucleotide messenger RNA. Its product is annotated as alpha-1,6-mannosyl-glycoprotein 2-beta-N-acetylglucosaminyltransferase. Gene Ontology annotation, cellular component: Golgi membrane; Golgi stack. Gene Ontology annotation, biological process: protein N-linked glycosylation; oligosaccharide biosynthetic process. Gene Ontology annotation, molecular function: alpha-1,6-mannosylglycoprotein 2-beta-N-acetylglucosaminyltransferase activity. The record is from RefSeq and is a predicted model, not a curated record. Lineage: Eukaryota; Viridiplantae; Streptophyta; Magnoliopsida; Lamiales; Phrymaceae.